GUUCAUCGUGUCAUUACGAAUUUCUUUUUCCAUUCAGUAGUGGUGAAAGCUGCCUUGCGGUCAAUUUUACAACGGACGUAGUGCUAUAGCACACGUGUCGAUCAUCGCGAUGGCAGAUGGGGAGGUAGUGCAGGCUAUAUCGAGGACGAGCGUUCAUGAAGAUAUAAUCAAGGAAGUGGAAGAGACAGAUUGGUCGGUUGAUCCUACUGAGGAAGAAGGCCUUAUGUCUUGUUCAACUGCCAACACAUCAAAGACGACGGAAGAGGCCGCAAAGAAUAGUUCUUCGAAAGUGGAAAAUGGAGAUGAAGAUGUCGAAUUCGAUCCAGAUGAACUUGAAUGUGUUGAUGAAGAUGCAGAAGAUGAACGACGCGAAAGAAAAGAGCGUGAAGAAGAGCGCAGACGUCAUGAGAGGCACAAACAUGAAGAGAGAAAACAUCACCACUCAGACACGCAUUCUAGACAUAGCGUCGAACACCACCAUCCUUAUUCUCGCCAUGAUCGUGAUCGACGUGAUUACUACGGAAGUGACAGACUGCGCAGGCGUUCAGCUGAUCACAAGCGCUUGCGAAAGCCGUAUGAUCCAAGGUGUCGCAGAGUCGAGACAUAUGUCCCAAGGCGUUCGCGGCAUUCAUCUGGCGAUAAACCGCACAGCAGAGAAAAAGAGAGAACCGCGGCUGAUGACAGGGACAUCCCACUGGAUGAGCUUGAACUUGAGGAGGUUGACUGUUGUGACGAAGUAGGUGACGAUCGCUCAGAUUAUGCAGACGGCACCUCGAGUGCGUGCGGAUCUUAUUCUGGAGAGGACGAUGACUACGAUGGUUUGAGUAUGUCGCGCUCGAGAGGUCCCAAUCACAUGUCUAGUCUUGGUGAUGGUGAUGAUUUCCCAGACCUCUGUGAGGAACUCGACGAGGAUGCUAUGCGGCGUGCCGCUGCAGCUGCUGCCGCCAAAAACAUCGUUCUCUCCAGUGAAUCGCAAGCCGAUGUCAACAGUCCACCUCCGCCAGGCACAGGAAAAGUAGUACGAAAACCUCAUGAUGACACAUAUUCGCAUCGAAGAGAGACGGAAUUGCGGAGGAAUGGAAGGAAUGGCGAAGUUGCUCCCUCCCGACAUAUGCGUGGCAGUCGACAUGAAGAUGACGCUCGGCGGCGGCGCCACUUCAUGGAAAGUAACUACAAAUCGAGACGAGGUGAAUGGAGACGAAUUGACGAGAGAAGAAGAGGAGAUGAUAGGACGGACAAGGCUAGAAGUAGUCGGGAAACUCCUGGCGCUCAACGUGCUCUAGUUGUCACUAAGUCGGAUACCACCACUGAAAUGUGCAGACGAGACGAUGCAGAAUUGAUAUCCAUAAAAGGGCCCCUUGCACACGGAUGGUAUUCUGGAGAUGAAGAAGAGCAGAUGCCUACAUCGUCACAAAGUUCACCGAAAAGCACAUACGCAAGCGAUAGUGAGCGUAGAAUGAGCGUAACGCAGAGAAGUGCGUCGGUCACAGAUGAUGCAGAUGAUACCGCUAAAAAAGUGCGUCUUCGAUCCUUCACACUAGUACCACCUACAAGGCACAAUACCAAUUCGGCCGCAAGUCCUCCACCACGGAUCAAAAAUAGCAGUUUACCAACGUCGCCUCGUAAAAGGGAUCUUGGCAAACGAGGAUCAUCCCGGGAUAGCAGCUCGUCCCCAGUGCGGAAAACUCCGGACCAUCGUCGUCAACAACAACAGCAGCAGCAGACUAAUGGAGCCACUGUCGUUCAUGGCAACAACGUUAAUGGCAAGAUCCCAUCGCUAUUGGAUAUGUGCAUAAAGGAGCCCAAAGAACUACAACAAGGACCUUCAACAGUGAAUGGCGUCACCACAUCGAGAGCGUUGGCAGAUGCCAUAACGCAACGGAUACAAAGGCGUGAUGCUGCUGCCGACAAGGAAAUUCCGAAAAGUCGCUCACUUCUUGAUUUGGACAUACCUCCACCAGACCGUAAUUUGAUGCGGCAAUAUGCUAUCGUGCUGAAUAGUCUCGAGCUCACGCAACGACCAAGUUAUUCACGAGCAAACAGACGCAAACCGGAAAAAAUGCCAGUGAUGGCACGGAUGUCAUCGCCAAGACUGAGUGAUCACUACGAACAUCCGCGACAACCUCGCUUAUAUGUUCAUGGGAAACGUAAAUUAUCUCAAUGAAUUUUUUGUCUUUGUCGGUGAUAUAUGUAAACUGCUCUGAAUUUUUCUUCAAAGCUUGCGAGUAAAAUUAAUAAGAUUGUUUGAGUUUCUUCACAAAAUCAUAUGAUAUCUGU
This is a messenger RNA of Cylicocyclus nassatus, 2277 nucleotides long. NCBI's taxonomy places the organism in Eukaryota, Metazoa, Nematoda, Chromadorea, Rhabditida, Strongylidae. The record is from the annotation of a GenBank genome assembly.